Messenger RNA from Lactuca sativa (garden lettuce), 2112 nucleotides. Its product is annotated as sodium/calcium exchanger NCL2. NCBI's taxonomy places the organism in Eukaryota, Viridiplantae, Streptophyta, Magnoliopsida, Asterales, Asteraceae. The record is from RefSeq and is a predicted model, not a curated record. Gene Ontology annotation, molecular function: calcium:proton antiporter activity; calcium ion binding. Gene Ontology annotation, cellular component: membrane. Gene Ontology annotation, biological process: intracellular calcium ion homeostasis; calcium ion transmembrane transport.
GUCAACCAUUGUCACCUUCCAUCCUGCAACACUCUUUACCUUCGUAGAAAAAGAUUGCAACAAAUAAAUCUCCAUAAAAACCCACAAAGACUCUAAAAUCCUCUAAAAAACUUCUUCCAACGUCUUCAUUUUUCAACUUAUUCAUCAACCCGACCCGACUAACUUGGUUCUGAAGAUUCAUAGAUCACGAGUUCUCUUUAAAUACCCUUAAAGAGAUUCUUAAACCUUUUGAAACCCCAUUAGUCAUAUAUCAUCUUCAUCUUCUUCAUCUUAUCCAGUUGAUCAUUGGUUGUACGUAAUAGCUCCCAAACACUUAAUUACCCGAUACAACCCAACAAAGAAAGAUGAAUUUAUAUGGGAAAAGUGGGAGCUUGAUCAUGUUGGCCAUUUUAAUGGGGGUUUGUGGGAAAACCGAAGGUGCAACAGUGACAUGUGAACCUCAAUAUGGGUUCUUGCCAUGCACAAGUGCUCCUUGGGGAAGCCUAUUCGUGAUCGUGGUUUAUCAGUAUUUGAUGUCUGUGGGUCAAAGCUAUAUUUCGAAUGGAUCGGAUAAGUUCUUCAGCCUUAUUGGACCGGGUAUCUUUGGUGCCAGUUUCUUCCAUAUUCUUGCAAACUUUCCUAUGCUUUUCCUCAUCCUUGAGUCGGGAUUAUCGAACGACGCCCAAGGUGCAUCUUUUAGUGCAGCAAUGGGAAUGAAUGUGUUGGCAGGAUCAGCAGUCAUGAGCCUGACACUCAUUUGGCCAUCUGUCAUAGCUUUCGGAAGCUACGAUCUUGCAGACGACGAUGACACCAUCUCACCACAAUCUUCGGAAGAAGAGCCAUCAUUUUGUACCAAAUUAACAGCAUAUGGACUUACAACUGAUGGUGAAACAAGCUUCACUGCGACUGUUAUGCUCGUUUCAAUGAUCCCAUUUCUCAUUCUUCAACUCCCAAAAAUCAUAAAUGUUGAUUCGGUAACCCAAGUGAUAGAGCUAAUCACCCUCAUCAUCACGUUGGCUUUCUUCGUUGCAAACGCUGUGUAUCAGAUCUUCCGACCAAUGAUUCAAAAUAGAAGAUUCGACUACGUGAGGCAAAAAUUUGUCAAGAACAAAUUACUUAAACUACUCUCUACAAACGGAAAGGCAAAUGUGCAACUUAUCAGAGAAGUUUAUAAAGGACUUGACAAAAAUCACGAUAGUAAAGUGACAAGUGCUGAGUUGAAAACUUUACUUAUGGGAAUACAAGUACAAGCGGAUGGUGAUUUAAGUGAGGAUCUUGUAGAAAGAGUCAUGGAUCAACUUGACCUCUCAGGUGAUGAAUCUAUUCAAGAGGAAGAGUUUGUUACAAUUAUAACAAAAUGGCUCCAGGAUGCAAGGAAAUCACUCUCUAAAAACGAUUAUAACCCUCUGAACUUCUUCACCACACCUCAAGUAGUGGUUGCAGAUGAAGAACAACAAGAGGCUUUGAUUCCUACUACCACACAAGUUACUGUUGAUCAAGCCUCUAUUUGGGAGUAUUUAGAGGCUUUGGCUUUGGUACUUGUUGGAACUAUUGUCACAGCUCUCAUUGCACUACCACUCAUAAUGAAUGUUGUGAGUUUUGCUAGUGCCACAGGCGUUCCUUCCUUCCUCAUUCCAUACUUUAUAAUACCAUGUGCCAUAAACAUACCACGUCUCUUAUCAACAAUUAAUUCAGCAAGCCAAAAGACUCAACGAGCUGCAUCUUUAACUCUUUCUCAGAUCUAUGUGGGAGUGUUCACGAGUAAUAUGAGUAGUUUGGCAUCAUUUUUGUUAAUUGUGUACAUAAAAGACGUGCCAUGGGAUGUGUCUGCUGAAGUUUUGGUUGUGUUGGUAAUUUGCGGGGUGAUGGGAGUUUUCACAAGUACAAGGACGGUUUUCCCGCUUUGGACAGGUUAUGCAGUUUAUCUAUUGUAUCCUACAUCGUUAAUUAUGCUUUAUCUUCUUACGUCUGUUUGGGGUUGGACAUAGGCGAGAUCGAUAUUAUAUCUUAAUUUUAUGCGACUUUUCAUUCUAUUACAUUGUAUUUUCAAUUAUGUAGUCAUUUAUAACAAAUAUUAUUGUGUUCGUAUGUUGUAAAUGUUGAAUUUAUAUCUUGUAAUAUCAAUUUGUAGUA